ACCAGUUAACUCCAGAAAUUUGAACGAUAAUAUAAACAUUUAAGAAUUCGUAUAAUUCCUUUUCCGUAUUAAGAUUCUGAUGGGAGCAGAAACAAGUUCGUAUGCUGACUUGACAUUCGAGAAAAAAAAUUACAAUUACGAUGACAAAGUUUGGAAAUUUUCAAAUGCGUUCAACGACGAUGAUGUCGUUUCUGUGUUUAGCCUAAAAUGUGAAACAAAUUCUAGUGAAACUUUUUUAAAAAAGGCUGUCAAGCACUUGAAAACGCUUAAACAUCCUGGGAUUAUAAAAUAUGUCGCCUUUCACGAUGAAAACAUAAUUACAGAAAGGGUUACACCUCUUUCUUAUGUCCUCGACAAAUUAAACCCAUAUGAAAUAUCAGUUGGAUUAGUUGAUAUAAUUAAUACAAUCACAUUUCUUCAUAACGCUAAACUUUCACAUAAUAACAUUAGCCAUAAAUCAAUAUUUGUUGAUUGUUGUGGUCGCUGGAAAUUAGGAAAUCUUGAAGUUCUAUGCAAUUUUGAUGAUCAGACAGAAAAUCACACAAAAUUAUGUAAUUCUUUAAUUGAUGAAGACUAUGUUCCCGAAACAACACAUCAGUUCAGAGAUCAUUCUAGAGACGCAUAUACCUUUGGAAUACUUUGUUUAAAGUUAAUAGACUACAUGAGAAGUCUUGAAGCAAAUUCUAUUAAAUCUUUUACAUUGAGACUUCAAAAUGAUAUUCUCUCUGGAAAAGAAAUUUGUAAACUAGAUACUUUAUUGGACGAACCACUUUUAAGAAAUGACUAUGUUGAUAUUAUCAACUUUCUAAGAAAUAUAACUUUAAAAAAUGAAAAUGAAAAGAAGGAUUUUUUCAAAAACUUAGCCGAGAGAUUGUACAAAUUACCGGAAAAACUUGUUGCGUCAAGAUUAACAAAACUUCUUUUAUCAAGAUUUGUUCUGUUAGAUCAAACUGCUAUUGAAGAUUUUAUCCCUCAUCUAUUAGUUCCGAGUUUUGCCGAAACUAGACCUGAGAAAGUUGAUAUGUCUAUUCAUUAUCCUAUUCUAACUACUAAGCCUUUCAAAAAACACGUCAUUCCUGAAAUAACAAAGAUAUUUCAUGUCAGAGAUUUUCAUGUGAGGCAUGCCCUAUUGAAAUAUUUCGAAAGCUAUUACAGACUAUUCGAUAAAAGAGAAUUAUCCGAUAUAAUUUUACCAGAAAUCUUAACUGGACUUCGGGAUGAAAAUGAUACAAUUGUUUCUUUGACUUUAAUUGCCCUAGCAUUUUUAACUCAAAUACUAGGAUCUCAAGUGGUAGUUGGAGGCCAGCGUUUAAGAAUCUUUCAAGUUGCCAGUCCAAAAUUUAACGUUCCAUUUCGUUUGGAAGAAAUGUCCAAAUUUAAAAAGGAUUUGCCUAUCCCUCAAAGGCCAGUAAACGAGAUCUUAAAUUCAGUAGCUGGUGAAGAGGAAGAGAAAGAACAAAAACCCAAGACAUUAGCCGAUUUGGCAAAGAUGUCUAAGUUACAUAAAAAAAAGGAGGAGCUGGAGAAGAGAAAUAUGGAAAAGAGGCAGAAAAGACAAGAAAGAAUGAAGAUAAAAGGAGGCAAUAAAUUAAUUGGAAAGAUGGAAGGAAAAAUUCAAAACAGUAUUGCGAAGUCGACUGCAAAAGAAGACCAUAUAUUAGAAGCAUGCGAAGGAGAUGAAAAGGCGGAGCAUGUUGAAGAAAAACGGCAGGAAAGUAAGUAUUCAUCAGAAUAUUCUGAAUGGAAAGAUGAUUGGGGUGAAGAAGAACAAGAAUGCGAAGACGAACCAAUUAAAAAUGGUACGUCUAAUGGCCAAUUUGAAAAGUCUGAACAAGAAAGCGAUAACUCAGCACAUUCCAAAAAGUCACCUGAAACAACUCCUUCCGCUAGUCCUCCUCAAGAAAACAUUAAAAAUGAUCGCCAAACAACAAUUUGGGCUAAUGACAAUUUAGGUAGUGAAUAUGAAAUUAAAAAGAUAGAUAUAAAAAAGAAAAAUGGCAAGAACUUAGAAGAUCGACUACUAGAUGAAUUAUUCGCUGAAAUGGAACCAAAAGUAUGCAAUACAGAUGCUAAAUCAAAGAACAAUAGCUCUUCACCCAGACUCAAGUCGAAAACUAUGUUUGACGUUCUCGACGGUCAGGAAAACACCGAAGGAUGGGAAGAUAAUGAUUUGGAUUGGAAUGACAUUGAAUGA
Messenger RNA from Dimorphilus gyrociliatus, 2194 nucleotides. NCBI's taxonomy places the organism in Eukaryota, Metazoa, Annelida, Polychaeta, Dinophilidae. The record is from the annotation of a GenBank genome assembly.